Topomyia yanbarensis is the source of this 547-nucleotide messenger RNA. RefSeq names its product NADH dehydrogenase [ubiquinone] 1 alpha subcomplex subunit 6 (gene ND-B14). The record is from RefSeq and is a predicted model, not a curated record. Lineage: Eukaryota; Metazoa; Arthropoda; Insecta; Diptera; Culicidae. The transcript is spliced from 3 exons. Gene Ontology annotation, biological process: response to oxidative stress. The coding region runs from base 95 to 469 and encodes 124 amino acids.
UGUGAAUCUGUCACAACAUAACACCGAGCGUAGCUAUUUGUUUCGAUUGUUCCGUGCAAAAGCAUUCUACCAAUUCACUGCUCCACAAUAAACGAUGGCCAGCCGUGAAGCCGUUCGCCGUGCUAUACAGAAUGUACGUCCGAUCUUAUCUGCCGACCGGGAAGAGGCCCGCAAGCGUGUUCUGAACCUGUACAAGGCCUGGUACCGUCAGAUUCCGUACAUUGUGAUGGACUACGACAUACCUAAAUCGGUGGAACAAUGCCGAGAGAAAUUGCGGGAGGAGUUUCUUAAACAACGUAAUGUUACUGAUAUUCGGGUGAUUGAUAUGCUUGUAAUUAAGGGACAAAUGGAACUGCAAGAGUCCGUUGCGAUCUGGAAACAGAAGGGACACAUAAUGCGUUACUGGCAGGAAUCAUGCGAACCAAAACCUACGGAUUUUCUGUCCAAAUUUUUGACAGGACACAACUGAACGUAAGUCCUGUAUUGUAAUUAUUUAAAUAGUUUGAAUAAAGUGAAAAGUAAAUCGGAAUUCGUCACCCUGCAAAAA